CAUGGACUCAGUCAUGGAGCUGGACGUGCUGAUCUACCCCGAUGAGGUGCGGGUAGUUACCCCCGAGGACCUUCACCAGUGGGAAUUGGAGACCGCCAGUCAGGCGUCGACGCCUGCUUUGGAGCCUCGACUCUUUGUGGCGCUUUACCCGUACAAUCCUGCCGCCAUGUCGCCCAACCCAGACACGGCAGCUGAAGAGCUGCCCUUUGUGCCUGGCCAGAUCAUCAAGGUUUUUGGAGACAAGGACCUGGAUGGCUUCUAUCACGGAGAAUCGGGCGGCCUUUCGGGUUAUGUUCCCAGUAACUUAGUGGCCGAAGUCCCGGUGGACGACCAUUAUCUAAAACAUCUUCUCAUGCAGCAAGGAUUCAUACCCGUAGACCAAACAGGAAUGUCUUUAACUCCUGACGUGAGUGACGUGUCCAGUGUUCCUGAAGAUGUGAUCGUACGCCGCAUGGUGGCCUUGUUCGACUACGACCCUUGGGAAAGUUCGCCCAACGCUGACAGCGAAGUUGAAAUGGGCUUUCGUUCAGGUGACAUCAUCUACGUGUUGGGUGACAUGGAUGCCGACGGGUUCUACUACGUAAGGGUCAUUCACCCCUUUUGUUCUUUGUUUGAUUUCUGGACGAAUAAAAUGUCUUUCCAGGGCGAUCUGCAAGGACGCCGAGGUUUGGUGCCGUCCAACUUUCUGCAGCCGCUACCGUGGGAUUAAUGGGUUUACAGUCACUUCUUUUUUUUAAUUUUUUUUAUUUUUUUACACAGCACUAUUGUGUAAUUUAAACAAAAUACCUGAUUGAAAAGGGUGUUGUUAUAGCCUUAAGCAAAACUUUUUGGUGUUUCUUUCUGUAUACAAUAUUUAUACAUUUUGUAUUUUUUGCCUCUUUUUACAUGAUGUUAUACUUUUACUUAAUAAUUAUAUUAUAUAUCUAUUAUGACUUUUUUAAUGUGUACUUUAUACACUGGACAGAAUUUCUGUUUGUGCUAGGAUCCAGUUAUUUGGAGUAGAUUAGUUCCAAAAAAAUUACACAACCCAAUUAAUUAGAAUGUAAUCAUAUACGGCUUUUGCAAAUAAAGACCAAGCAAAAUUAAUGCAUUUUGUGUACAUAUCAUUUUAUUUGCUGACAUAAAAAAUGCAUGACUUCCUUUUUUUUUUUUUUUUUUUUUUUAAUGUUCACAUUAAAAAAUAUAUAUAUCACAUUUAAAUAAUUUAAAAAAAAAAAAAAAUUCACAAAAAGAAGUGUACUGCCAUACAUAAAAUCUUUGUAUAAAAUACAUACAAAUAAAACUAAUAUUAAAAAAUAUUCAAAAAUUGGCAUUGCAUUUUAAUGCAAAUUAAUAAUAAGAUAGAACAGAAAAAGACAAUUUGUGUUGCGACUUUUUUAGAAAAAAAUAUUAUUUUAAUUUAAUA
Molecule: messenger RNA, 1405 nt
Organism: Corythoichthys intestinalis (scribbled pipefish)
Lineage: Eukaryota; Metazoa; Chordata; Actinopteri; Syngnathiformes; Syngnathidae
Product: RIMS-binding protein 2-like
Exons: 4
Coding region: 2-709 (235 amino acids)
Biological process (GO): neuromuscular synaptic transmission
Molecular function (GO): protein binding
Source: RefSeq, a predicted model, not a curated record